GAUUUUGCCACGUGUUACUCGUUUUCACUGCCUAAUUUGUUAGGCUUUUUUUUUGUAGUCACUGGUCAAUGAUGUUGUCUUAAGCCACGUAAGGUUAGUCAGGACUCAACAAAAUACAAUCUUGUUGUCUUAAGCUACUUAAGGUAGCCAGGACUAAGUUAAAUAGAAAUCUUCUUUUAAAUUGCAAGUAAAGUCUCAUUCUAAUUGUGGUUGAGAAUAGACCAGGACUUCAAAAUUUUCUUUUAGAAAAAAAGCAUAAUGAAAUAAAAUUUCUUGAAUUUGUGCUUCAAAUUAAUGUUAACAAAAUACAUUAUCAAAUAAAAUAAUGAAUAUCAUAAAAAUACAAAUCUAUAAAAUUGGAACAUACUCAUUUUAAAUCUUGUCUCAUUUGGAUUUUAAACAUAUAGUUAGAAUGAGUUUAGUUGCAAGAAUUACCGUCACUCCCACGUCUCAUGUUUAAUAUAGAAAGCAAAUCUCAAGAUGAUAACAUUUUGAUGAUAAAAAUAGUAAACUAAGGUUUUCGGUAUAAUAUUAUAAUUAGUUUACACGUACACAUGAGUACAUAUCAUCUCUCAAGUUAAUUUAGAUUGCAAAAAGCUUGAAUCCACGCUAUUCAGUGUUACAAGUCCUUUAUCUACGGACAUCCCUCUCCUCUGGAAUGGCAAAUGGAGAAAACGAAAUGAAAAAAUGACUGAUGGCUCAAAUUAUAAGUCGCACACAAACAAAACAGAAAUAUUAUCUUUGUUUUCUUUCUCCUCAACGCUCUUUUCCUUGCGUGUGUGGGAUUUAUUCUGUUCAUCUUGUUACAAGCUGAUAUUCAUCAACCUAUCAACCUCAUUUGGAAAAAAAAAGUUUUGAAAGAAGAAGAAAAAGAAGAAAGAGAAAUUUCGUAAAUGGAGGAUGAUAUAUAUAGUAACCACUAAGCGUUUUCUUGAUCCUUCAUCAUCUUUAAGAUUGGUCUUUCUUUAAAAGAACAAUGCCUGUGCCAGAUCCACGAGCGGGGCAGGCAUUCAUCUGUCUCAUUACCUUAUUUCUUUUCUUGUCGAUUGCUGUCGGAGGAGGUUGUCUCAUUGCAUACACAGUCCUUCCUUACCCUUCAAUCUGGCUCGCUUACAUCGGCAUUUUCUUUGUUUGUCUUCCUUGGUUCUUUUGGAUCUUAACAUUUUCAUACCGCAUUGUUUCACGCACUUUUGGAUUCAGGAUGGUCAUUGGAUCUGGUGGUAACAAUAACAGUGCCAAUGGAGAGGCCAAGCCACGCGAACUUGACCCUCCCGAGCAAUCGUUAGAGUCUCCUAAAGAUGAACCUGAGGCAAUGGCUCGUCCGCAAGGCCAUAUUCUAAUGUCAAUGGAAGGGAACCAAUCCAAGAAACGAAUGUCAACAUCCAGCGUCGGUUCACAUGAAAGUGAGAUGCCACUAGCCAUUUCUAUGGGCUCAUGAUGAUCAUAUAUGCUUCCUUUGAUGAUAUAUAAUGAGAUCUUGACAUUGAUAGCAUCAGGACGGAGAUGCUAACCAGAUGCUUAGCCUCUUGAAAACAUGGAUAUAUAUUUGCUGUUUUUACUUUGUAUCUUAUACAGAUAGAUUUGUAGAUUCAACAAAAGAAAGUUUUACACCUUUUACUACUACCAAAGUUUUUCCCUCAAGCCCAAACCCCAACAAAGUUUUUUUUUUUUUUUUGGUAAAAAAACCCCAACAAAGUUGAGGUGGUUUUCCGGUUUAUGUUUAGAAAUCGAGAGAAAUGUUUGUUACAAAGGGGAACAGUCUGAGAUGUUUCACGUGGUGCAUGUAAUGCGGAUUUUAAUUUAUAGGAUAGAUAAACAUUUUAGAUUCAUAAAAUUUAUGUAAUUUUGUAUAUAUCUAUAACUAGUUAUGUAAUAUAGCUCUGCUGUGAAGCCUUUGAUUUUGGGGCUAAGACUUAGAGGUUCUUUAACUUGACAUACAAGCCAUGAUAUCAGAUUGUUAAGUACCAAAUGCUGGAAUCCGCAAAUGGGUCACUUUAUGUUCUGACAUGUUUGAACUAGUUAUAACACUAGAGGAUUUGGUAAAAUUACAAACAUUUUUGAUUUCCUGAUCACUCUUGAGCUUUCCUCGGGAAAAUUGUCACAGUUUGGUUCUUAAAACAAUACUGUUCGUGUGUUAUCCUUAUAUUACGUUAACUGAUUCUAACAUCAAAUCAUUUUUAUUAUCUAUCAAACGUGUAUAUCAUCAUAUCCAUCAUCCAUGCAAACAGUUUGCUGAACAUUGAACAACGCUAAAAACUAUGGCAUCAUACUGGCUCUACAUGUUUAAGAAUUUGCAGUCUAUUGUUUUUCACUACUUUUCAUAUUAUAACAGAAAGUAGAAGAAGAGAAUUUUUUUUCUUUUGACUAAACAACUAAGCGACAAGCCUUAGACAAACGAAGAAACAUUGCAAAGACAUGUCAUUUACAAUAACUCUAGUUUCUAGUGUGGUCAACAUAAUGGUGUUAAGCACGUGAAUAUCCAUCAUUUGACUCUUGCUUGCCAUACAUAAUCACACCAGGAAACAACGAUUUAUCUUUCAUUUCUGCAUAUACUUAAUAUAUGAGGAUUACCGUUGUAGCUUUAUAACAGUAGUUACUAAUGAUAAUAACAUACAUAUAUAUAAAAUAUAUAUAUAAUCUUCAUCAGUCAUUGUUAUCUAGUACUCUUCUUCAGAAAAGUAUGAUUGACUUCCUUUGUUUUCUUUCUAUCUGGAGUACUCCACAUGAGCAAUUAGGUGUACUGUGAGUAUAUUUAGAUGUUAUUCGGAUUCUUAGCUGAUAGAUUUGUAUCCAAGUAUCAUAUUUCAUUUGUAGACGCGUAUAAAAUCAUACAAUAACAAUUACAUAAACAAUAUUUCGGUAAGCAACGUGAGAUUCAAUAACUUUUGUUCAUAUGUAUGAAACGUUAAUCUUAUGAUUUCUGGAGAAAUUGAAGCCACGAACGGACCACGGACGACUAGACGAGUAAGAGACGUGUGCUAGGUUCAAUGAUUCUGAAUAAUUUGGCAGUACGUACAUGUGUAGCCAACACAAAAGAAAGAAAAAUACAUCUACACAAUAUUAAUAUUUGAAACUAAUAAAAGUCCAAGUGGACGUAAAGUGGGAGCAAGACAUCACACGGCAAGGGACACACAACUGAAAGAGAGACAAAGGUAUAUAGAAAGCUUAAGAUCAUAUGAUAUGUCCGAAUCAUCUCAUGUGCAAACUUCUUUUUUAAAACGGGUUUGUUGAUUUUUUUAUUAUUAUGAAAAUUGUGUUGGUAUUAAUGUUCUAAACAUCAUCAUACUCAUUACAGAGUUUAUAAUGUCGUCAUCGCUUACCAGACUCGACCAAAAUAGUGAAAUUUAUUGAUAAGAAAAUCAAGAUAUUGAGGCAAUUGUUUUUCUAACUGUUUUAUGGAUGAACGCUUAGAAAAAAAAACCUGUGUAGCGAUUUUGAGGGUAAUCAACAUACAUAACCCUUUAAGAGAAUAAACAAUGCAAUUAGCAAUUAAUUAGAAUCUUGAUGUGUCAAGUGAAAUAAUAUCCCAUACAAAAAUAUAUCUUAGCAAAAAAAGUGAAAUAUAUAACAUACAAUCCAUGUGGUUUCAGAUUCUUAAUAUGUUUGAUAUGAAAGACAUCUAUUGUAACUAUAUAAAUAGAUACAUAUAUGUAGAGAAAGUUAGUUGGGGGCUAACCAGUAGCCAUCGUAAGUGUUUGGUAAAUAUUAUUUUCUGAAGUAGAAGAAGAAACAAAAGAAAAAAAUAGAAGAGACCAAACACUUAUCAUGAUUCAUGAGUAACCAUCAUAGUUCUCAUUUCUCCAAGAAAAUUUAUUGUUUACUUUCAAUUUUUUUUCCUUGAAGAAGAGCUUUUCCUUGUAGCUCUUAUGAUUAUAGUUAAGGUUAGGUGUGAAAAAGUAACCGAAUGUAAAUCAAGCUUUCGGCGAAAAUGCUACUUGUAUGCAACAAAAAGUGUUACAAAAAAAAAAAAAA
This is a messenger RNA of Brassica rapa (field mustard), 3972 nucleotides long. RefSeq lists its product as uncharacterized. NCBI's taxonomy places the organism in Eukaryota, Viridiplantae, Streptophyta, Magnoliopsida, Brassicales, Brassicaceae. The record is from RefSeq and is a predicted model, not a curated record.